CAACCUCAUCCAUAAACUACAAAUACAAGAUAAGAUGAUAAGCCAACGUGGCAAUAGACCAAAUCAUAUUUUUCACUUCCCUCACAAAAACUACAGCACUCUUUCUCUCCACACAUCCACUCACCCACCCACCCAAUGGCUUCCCCAACACUGAUCACCCCCACCACCACCACCACCACCUCGAAACCCUUCAUACCCGUCAGAUCAAAAGUUACUGUCGCCACCGCCACCUCCACCACUGCAUCCGCAGUCUCACUCCUCCCAAGCCGCCGUGAUUUUCUCUCCCUAUCAGCCCUCACCCUAUCCUUAUCACCUGUUUCCUCAGCAUUGGCAGCUUCCGACGAGGAAUACGUAAAGGAGACAGAGGAGGUGAUCAACAAGGUCAGAACUACCAUCACCUUGGACAAGAAUGACCCGAACGUCGCCACUGCAGUGGCGGAGCUUAGAGAAACAUCCAACUCUUGGGUGGCUAAGUACCGGAGGGAGAAAACCCUCUUAGGCCGGGCCUCCUUCCGGGACAUGUACUCAGCGCUCAACGCUGUUUCCGGCCACUACAUCAGCUUUGGACCCACAGCUCCAAUCCCAGCAAAGAGAAAGCAAAGAAUCUUGGAAGAGAUGGACACUGCCGAGAAAGCUCUACUGAGGGGACGAUGAAAAUGGGGCGAUCAAAUCUUUUUUUGGGUAUAUUCUGUACUUCAUGCACUUGUAUUUGAUGUUGUUAUAUAAUGAGGUGUAUUUUGAUUUUUGAGGGAGAAAAAAAUCAAGUAAGCUUAUCAAGAUAGCAACAAAUCUACACCCAAUUUUCAUAUUCUAACCUCUCUUGUAUUGUAUUUGAACAUGUGUUUAGUAAGUCCAUUAUUAUAGAGAAAAUGUUACUACUUUGAACAA
Sesamum indicum (sesame) is the source of this 888-nucleotide messenger RNA. It is a transcript of the gene PSB27, whose product is annotated as photosystem II family protein. Lineage: Eukaryota; Viridiplantae; Streptophyta; Magnoliopsida; Lamiales; Pedaliaceae. Gene Ontology annotation, biological process: photosystem II repair; photosystem II assembly. The record is from RefSeq and is a predicted model, not a curated record. Gene Ontology annotation, cellular component: chloroplast thylakoid lumen; photosystem II.